Molecule: messenger RNA, 4817 nt
Organism: Oryzias melastigma (Indian medaka)
Lineage: Eukaryota; Metazoa; Chordata; Actinopteri; Beloniformes; Adrianichthyidae
Product: dynamin-1
Exons: 23
Coding region: 92-2599 (835 amino acids)
Cellular component (GO): cytoplasm; microtubule; membrane
Molecular function (GO): microtubule binding; GTP binding; GTPase activity
Source: RefSeq, a predicted model, not a curated record
GGCACCUCCUCAGCAUCUCCAUCGAUCAGCUGAUCGGGAAUCGAUCCCUGAUCGUUCGGUGACCGGGCGGGACUGACGCGCCGCCGCCGCCAUGGGGAACCGAGGCAUGGAGGAGCUCAUCCCGCUCGUCAACCGGCUGCAGGACGCCUUCUCCGCCAUCGGCCAGAACGCGAGCCUGGACCUGCCGCAGAUCGCGGUGGUGGGCGGACAGAGCGCAGGAAAGAGCUCGGUUCUGGAGAACUUCGUGGGCAAAGACUUCCUUCCUCGUGGUUCUGGAAUUGUGACUCGGCGUCCCCUAGUACUGCAACUUAUCACCUGUCCAACAGAGUAUGCAGAGUUCCUGCACUGUAAAGGAAAGAAGUUCACGGACUUCGAUGAAGUCCGCCAGGAGAUCGAAGCCGAGACGGAUCGCGUGACCGGACACAAUAAAGGAAUCAGUCCAGUUCCCAUCAACCUGAGGGUGUACUCCCCCAACGUGCUGAACCUCACCCUGGUGGACCUUCCAGGAAUGACGAAAGUCCCGGUGGGCGAUCAGCCCGCCGACAUCGAGCAGCAGAUCAAAGACAUGCUCUUGCAGUUUGUUACCAAAGAAAACUGCCUCCUGCUGGCUGUUUCGCCCGCCAACUCUGACCUCGCCAACUCCGAUGCUCUGAAGAUUGCCAAGGAGGUUGACCCACAAGGUUUGAGGACCAUUGGGGUGAUCACUAAACUGGAUCUGAUGGAUGAGGGAACUGAUGCCAGGGACAUCCUGGAGAACAAACUGUUGCCGCUCCGCAGAGGUUACAUCGGCGUGGUGAACCGCAGUCAGAAAGACAUUGAUGGAAAGAAAGACAUCAAUGCAGCUCUGCAGGCCGAGAGAAAGUUUUUCCUGUCCCAUCCUUCAUACCGCCACCUAGCUGACCGCAUGGGCACUGCCUACCUUCAGAAAAUCCUCAACCAGCAACUGACCAACCACAUCCGGGACACGCUGCCGGGCCUUCGAAGCAAACUCCAGAGCCAGCUGCUGUCCAUUGAGAAGGAGGUGGAGGAGUACAAGAACUUCAGACCGGACGACCCGAGCCGCAAGACCAAGGCUCUACUGCAGAUGGUGCAACAGUUUGCGGUGGACUUUGAGAAACGCAUUGAAGGCUCUGGAGACCAGGUGGACACGUACGAACUGUCAGGAGGAGCCAAGAUCAACCGCAUCUUCCAUGAACGCUUCCCCUUUGAAAUGGUCAAGCUGGAGAGUGACGAGAAGACUCUACGUAAAGAGAUCAGCUACGCCAUCAAAAACAUCCAUGGAAUCAGGACCGGCCUGUUCACACCUGACAUGGCGUUUGAGACCAUCGUGAAGCGGCAGAUUGCUCAGAUCAAAGAGCCGUGUCAGAAGUGUGUGGACAUGGUCAUCAGCGAGCUGGUCAACACUGUGAGGCAGUGCACACAGAAGCUGGCUCAGUAUCCGAUGCUCAGAGAGGAGAUGGAGAGAAUCGUCACUCAGCACAUCAGAGACAGAGAGAGCCGCACGAAAGACCAGGUGUUGCUUUUGAUUGACAUUGAGCUGGCCUAUGUGAACACCAACCACGAGGACUUUAUUGGCUUUGCAAAUGCACAGCAGAAGAGCAGUCAGAUGAGUAAGAAGAAGGCUGCAGGAAACCAGGACGAAAUCAUGGUGAUCCGCAAAGGCUGGCUAACCAUCAACAACAUUGGCAUUAUGAAGGGCGGAGCCAAAGAGUACUGGUUUGUCUUAACCGCAGAGACCCUCUCCUGGUACAAAGAUGAUGAGGAGAAGGAGAAGAAGUACAUGCUGCCUGUGGACAAUCUCAAACUGAAGGACAUCGAGAAGAGCUUCAUGUCCAGCAAACACAUCUUUGCACUGUUCAAUACUGAACACCGAAAUGUUUACAAGGACUACCGUCAGCUGGAGCUAGCCAGUGAGUCUCAGGAAGAGGUGGACAGCUGGAAGGCGUCUUUCCUGCGUGCUGGCGUGUACCCUGAACGCAGCGUGGACAAGGAAAAGCCGGAAGCAGAAGAGUCCAAUUCUGACGGGCAGAUCCACAGUCUGGAUCCUCAGCUGGAGCGGCAGGUGGAGAUUGUCAGGAAUCUGGUGGACUCGUACCUGUCCAUCAUCCACCGCACCGUCAGGGACCUGAUCCCCAAGACCAUCAUGCACCUGAUGGUCAACAACACUAAAGAGUUCAUCCAUGCAGACCUGCUGGCUCACCUUUACUCCUGUGGAGAUCAGAACACCCUGAUGGAGGAGUCCCAGGAGCAGGCUCAGCGCCGAGAUGAGAUGCUCCGAAUGUACCACGCUCUUCGAGAGGGCCUAAACAUCAUCGGUGAUAUCAGCACCACCACUAUCAGCACAGCAGCACCGCCGCCAGUGGACGACUCGUGGCUGCAGGUGACAGGAAUGCCGUGUGGACGCAGGUCUCCAAUGUCCAGCCCAACCCCCCAACGCCGCGCCCCACCAGGUCCCCCCCGACCCGGUGGACGUGCAGCCCCUGGCCCCCCAUCCCGCCCCGCUGUGUCACCGGAUCCGGGACCUCCUCCCAAUGUACCCUCAAGGCCCAAUAGAGCCCCCCCGCCGGGAGUGCCCAGAAUCUCUGUCAGUGACCAGUGAGGAGUUCACCAAUGGUACGUCAGUGAUGUCUCAGUCCCGUACCCGCCCCGUAUGAGUGGGUGUAUGCAGGUAGAGCUCCCCCUCACACCUUGUGGCCCCACCCACACCCGAGCAUCCUAGCUAGCUGUGUGACUGAGCUGUGACUGAUCGUCUCUGCUGUUGUCUGUUUCUGUUGUUUGUUGCCAGUUGACGACCUCUUGCAUCUCCAUAUCAAUUAAUCAGGCCAGCCUCUGACUCCGCCCCCUGAUGCUAGUUCAUAUACACAUGUCCAACCGCUGAGAGUCUCCUGCUGAAAUCCUGUCCUCCCCAUCUGAUACCAUAGCAAAGUUUUACAAUAAACAAGACAGAAAAUCAAAGUUGUUUCUUUAAAAAAAAGCCCAAGGAUAGUGAGAGUCACAGAAACUCCCACGCAGCGUUUUCAUCUGACAGACGACAGCUUCAGAGUGAGGGAGUGUGAUCCAUCAAUGACACCAUUAAAGCUCAAACUGCACUGGGGAGUGUCAGAACAGAGAACGCUGGCUUCAUGUUCGGCCAUUGAAAUUCACGGAUCUGUGGAGAUCAUCUCUGUUGGAACUCUCUGGGAUGAGGAUUCUCUGAAGUGUAUUAAUGUCUGUUCAUCCACCACUGCACAACUGCUACCAUGGUCUUAAGGAGGUGUAGUUUAUGAACAAGCAGUCAAAGAAAAAGGCACAGAUGAUACGAUGGACGUCUAAUUCCAAUCUGGUUUUCUGAAUCAGCUCCCUGUCACUGAUGCAGGAUCCUUGGGACUAACUGGUAUCAGUACUCUCUUCCUGGUUCCACUCAGACAUUUACUGCUCAGUAGAGGUCGAUGUUAUUCAAACUGGUUGGUAUUAGGUUUGAGUUGGGUUCUAACUGGAUCCCACAGACCUCUGUUUGAGUCGAGGAGCGCUACUCUCUUCAGAUUCAGAUGAUUUACUGUUUUCUUCUUUUUCUCUUGUCUUUCUCCAUCUCUGUGUUUGUUUCUCUGUCAUCUCUCCCCAGUCGUCCCAAUAAAGGUAGCCCCGCCCACGGAGAGAGCCCCCAGUCUUCGAUUGAGGGUUAAUAUGAGUGUGUGUGUGAGCUCUUGAUGCUACAGUGAACUUUACCAGUGAUGAUCAUUGUCAGCACAAUGUGACAAAACAAUCAGCAAACCUCUACUGCAAUACUGAGAGCGUACACCUGUGGUCCAGGUGAGGCUGCCCGUCUGUCUGCAGCCUGCCUCACCACACACAAACACCCGAUGCACCGCAGUUUGAUUCCCAGCUGCUCCUUGUCCUCCAGUGUAAAUUCAAGACAUUCUGGAACUUCUGUUCUGUGUAAAGUUUAGAAAUAUUUUCAAGUUGUCAAUUUAUUUAUUGAUUUAUUUAUGAUGUGCAGCUCCCAAGUGUGGCGUGUGUUCAGUAAGUGUGUGUUUGUCCUGUUGCACUUCAACUGCUCUGUUUUGACCAGUAGCUACUGCUUCUUGCUGCCAGAGGUGGAUGAAACUGGUCCAACAGAGAGGAAAUGGAUCCGCCUGUCUCGACCCUGGUGGCUCCAGAGUUCUGUCUUUCUUUCUUUAAAAGGUGCUCACUUGUUCCAACUGGUUCUGAAAAAUGUAGUAGUGCACAAAAUGUGUGGUAUUCCAUGUUUGUUCAACUCUUCAGGUGUAAAUACCCGACUUCCUGAGUGCGUGUUCGUUUAGAAGUGUUGUUAGCUGCUGAUGAAGAUGUCUGCACUGCAGGAAACCCGUUCUUCACCUGCAGCUCUGGAGUGUUCGUGUUUCAGCUGCUUUUCUUAAAGAUAAACGGCUGAACUUUUCCUCCCAACACUGUGUUUGCUCUCUGUGUGGUGACUGUAGCGUUCAGCUGCGUAUUGGUAGAGGUGACGUGUUUCCGUGUUUCCAUUAGUGCCAGCAUGCUCAGUAAAGUGAUUUUCAAAGUGUUGUGAACUGCAGGUUGUUAAACAUUGCGAUGCUGCACGGCACUCUGCAGCCCUCUAACACACUCUCAUCCUGUAUCAGUAUAAAUCUAUGUGGAUAGAAUAUAUUAAACUAUAGUAAUGCACCAUGUAUGUGUUAAAAACAUGUAUUACACUAAGAUAUGCAGUCAGUGGCCAGCAAUAGUGUGUGUGUGUGCGUGUGUGUGCAUGUGUGUGUAGUUUGUUGUGUAUCUUGGUGUCAUGUGAUUGACACCAACAGAAACGUAUGUUAAAACAAAUAAAGUUGUGUGAAUAAAGAUGA